AAUCUUUAUAGAAUCUUCCUCAGAUACAGGAGGUCUAAGGAUUGUUCUCAUGGGGAAGACUGGAGUGGGGAAGAGUGCUACAGGAAACACCAUCCUGCAGAAAGAGGUUUUCAAAGAGUUACUUUCCUCUAAGUCAGUUACCAGCGUCUGUCAGAAAGAAUCAGCUGAAGUCAGACGGAGACGGGUCACUGUGAUCGACACUCCAGGACUGUUUGAUACGAGUAUUUCUAAUAAAGAAAUCAUAAAGGAAAUCGCUAAGUGUAUCACCAUGGCUGCACCAGGUCCACACGUCUUUCUGCUGGUGCUGACAGUGGGACGCUUCACACAAGAGGAGCAGGAAGCAGUGAAGAUGAUCCAAGAUCUGUUUGGUGAAGAAUCCAGAAGAUACACCAUGGUGCUCUUCACCAGAGGAGAUGAUCUGAGGAAAAUGAGCAUUGAAGAUUAUAUUAAAGAUUCUGAUCAGAGCUUACAAAACAUCAUUAACCAGUGUGGAAACAGAUACCACGUGUUCAACAACACAAAUCCUGAAGACCAAACCCAGGUCACUGAUCUACUGGAGAAGAUCGACUCCAUGGUGGCAGUGAAUGGAGGGAGCUGCUACACUAAUGAGAUGUUCCAGAACACAGAGAAAGCUCUACAAGAAGAACAGGAGAGAAUCCUGAAGGAGAAGAAGGAGGAGAUAGAGAGAGAGAAAGAAGAACUGAGAGCCAAACAUGAAGCUGAACUGGAGAAACUGAAGAAGAUCGUGGAGAAAGAAUGGCAAAAUGUGGAAAAUGAGAAAAAAUACAAGAGGAAGAGUUUCAGAAAAAAGAAGCUCAAAUAAAGAAGGAUACGAAUGAGGAGCGAAAGAAAGAGUUGGAUGAAAAACUCAAAGAACAGAGAAAGACUUUCAAAAAGGAGAUGGAAAAGAAAGAGCAGACUAAUAAAAAACAGUUGAAGAACGAUCUGCAAUAUCAGAAAGAUAAAUAUGAGAGAGAGAAAGAAAACAUAAAGAAGCAGGCGGAGGAGAAGGCGAGAUGACAAGCAGAAGAGGAAUUCUGCGCUAAACUGGAAAAAGAAACAAAGAGAAGUAUAGGAGCACUAAUAGGAUCUGUAUUUGGACCAUUAGGUGCAAUAAUUGGAGCAUCAAUAGGGAAAACA
Molecule: messenger RNA, 1140 nt
Organism: Astyanax mexicanus (Mexican tetra)
Lineage: Eukaryota; Metazoa; Chordata; Actinopteri; Characiformes; Acestrorhamphidae
Product: GTPase IMAP family member 4-like
Exons: 1
Coding region: 50-823 (257 amino acids)
Molecular function (GO): GTP binding
Source: RefSeq, a predicted model, not a curated record